This is a messenger RNA of Saccostrea echinata, 1263 nucleotides long. RefSeq lists its product as uncharacterized. The coding region runs from base 381 to 899 and encodes 172 amino acids. The record is from RefSeq and is a predicted model, not a curated record. NCBI's taxonomy places the organism in Eukaryota, Metazoa, Mollusca, Bivalvia, Ostreida, Ostreidae. Gene Ontology annotation, cellular component: membrane. The transcript has 2 exons.
GAUAUAAUCGGACGGAGAAGAGAUCGCCAAAAAAUCAGGCACCACAUAGGCAUCUGGACAUCUCUCCACGACCGUGUAUUAACUUUCUCAGUGUGUGCUACUUGAGACGAAAUGAUGGACAUUAUUAUAAGUUUCUGUUGUUUCUGAAGCACCUCACGGGACAACAGGCAGACUGUAGCGCGCCUCUCUUGUGUUGAUAUCAGACUAACAUGUAAUUCGAGGGUGAUGCUAUGGUUUAUGAUAUACGGCUAGUUUUUUGUUUUCUACGAUAAGCGGAAACUUACGUAAGGUUAAAGCUAGCCCUGUAAAACUUUUAGAUAUUGGUUAUUGUCACACUAUGAGGAAAUCUUAGGAGUAUUUGCGCUAUUCAAUUCAGUGUGAUGGAGGACAAUUCUUCCACAAAUCUUGAAUUACGACAAAGUUCGUCGAGUAAACAAUCAUCUCUCAGAAAUGCUCCCAAAUCUCAACGAAAGGAGUCGUCUGAUUCGAUUCGUAAAAAUUCAGACACUAGUGCAAAAAGUUCAAUUAAAAAAGGAUUCCAGUCUACAGCUAGUAUUAGAUCUGGACUUGAAGCUGGGCAGACGACAAGAAAUGGAAAGGACUACUACGAUGAGGCCAGGAAAACUGUUGAAAACCAGAAUCGGGACACUUUUGAUACACCUGUUCUGGAGAGCAAACCUCCAAACUAUCUUUGGUUGGCACUUUUUACGACCAUAUUCUUUAACCCUCUUACGGGAAUCGUUGCAUUGGUAAUGGCUAUUCAAGCAGACAAUGAGUAUAUUAAUGGAAAUUCUGCCAAAUGUAGAAGACUCGGCAAGAUCGUCCGUGUGAUAUCGAUUGUCUCUAUAAUAUUGACGAUAAUCAUCAUCACAAUCGUCAGUAUCGUCUUCAACACUUAGCUGUCUCUGCUCCUCGCUCCGUGUUUUUUCCUCAGGGAUCGAUUCUCACCUUGUGCUCUAAGUGGAAUAAUCUCCACAAUGGAUAUAUUAACCGUGAAUCUUGAAAUUUGAAUUCUAGCUAGUCUUCCAUAUUAAUGUAUGUGCUUUUUUACGACUAUCCAAAUUUCUUCAACUUACGGACUAUAAGGUGAAUCAAACCAGUCAUAACUGUGCAGUUAUUUUAAUAUGUAUAUACCUGGAAAAUCUGACGAUGGGUGUAUAAUUAGAUAAUAAACCAGACUCUGUUUGUUAUCCUUAUUUGUUUUCCCCUUUUUGUGUCCUUUCAGGAAAAUAAAGGCGGAUCAAUAAUGAUCGAAUUUUUGAA